UAAACAAGCCGAGUUGAUGAUACCACUCGAUAUUGUGUGCAAUAGUUUUUUUUGGAUGAUGAAAUACACCGAGCGAAAUGUUUUUUUUCUCUCCAUAACGUUUUAAAGUAUUUUAUUUAGUCUUCCAAUUCUUAAAUUAAUACAUUAUGGGUGUCCAAGGCUUAUGGAAAUUAUUGGAAUCCGCCGGAAAACCGAUUCCCGUUGAAAAGUUGGAGAAUAAAGUACUGAGUAUCGAUGUUUCAAUAUGGCUGUACCAAAUAAUUAAAGGUGUUCAAGAAAAUGAACAUGGUGCUACGACAAAUGGACAUUUAAUUGUAAUGUUUCAUAGAAUAUGUAAAUUAUUGUUCUAUGGUAUUAAACCAAUAUUUGUAUUUGAUGGCGGUGUACCAGAGCUUAAAAAAAUAACUAUUGCUCAAAGACAAGCUCAAAAAAACCGCGCCAAAAAAUCAACUGGAAAGACCAAAGAAAAAUUACUGAAGAAUAUGUUAGAACAGGCUGCCUUAAAAACUGUUAUGAAUGCUCAAAAUGCAUUGACUGAAGAUGAAGUGAUCUCAAAAACUGUUAGCAGUUUGAAUAAAGGAGCCGAAAUCGAUUUGUUUGAGCUACCAAAAUUGGCAGAACCUAUUGAAAUAGAAAAAACUAAAAUACCUAUAAAAGAAAAAGAUCGGACAUACUUGAAUUUGUCAAAGGAAAAAAAUGAAAAUAUUCUACUAUUGGCAGUAGAAAAUCAGAACCACGAUUGUUUGUAUGCAAACAUUGCAAAGGACAAGGAAACAAGUUCUCCAAAGAAAUUAAAUGCAUUUUCAUCUAUGCAAAUUGGUGACCUUUUAAAUGGGUUUUCAGAAGAUCAAAAAAAAAGGACAGAAAAAAAAAAUCAACAAAAAUCGAAGCAUGAAAUGACACUUAAUGAAUUAGAAAUGUUUUUGAACAAUGACAGUGGAACUAUUAAUAAUAUUGAUGAAUUCAGUCAAAACAUUGAUUCUGAUCAUGAUACCGUUUUUUAUUAUGAGUCUGGUAUUAACAAAUCAGCCAAAACAAGUAAUUCAGAAAAUAUUGAAAUGCCUAAAAAGACAAAAACUUCAAAUGUUGAAAAAAGUUUUAAAACUGAAUCGAAAAAUACAAGCCAAAAGAUUUUUACUACUGAUACUAUUGGAUCACCUACUUUAACAGAAGACAUUGAUGAAGAUAUUUUUAAAGCACUUGCUGGUGAUGAAUCCCUCGAGGAAGAUAGAUUAGCUUGGCUUAUCUUCAAUGAGAAUAAAAUAGCUAGUAAAAGACGAUCAAGUGAAUUUGAGUCACCAAAUAUAAAAUAUCCUCAACCUGAUAUAGGUUUUAGUAGCAGUUCAGAAGUAUUAACAUCAGAUAUGGAAGAAGAUGUAACUAUAAAAAAUAACAAAGUUCCGACCAAAAAAUAUUCUUCCAGAAGUAUUUUUAUCACAGAAGAUAAUGUGUCAAAUGAAAAUGUAGAUAAUUUUAACGAAGAAGAUUAUCUGUCAUGGGUUUCACAUACUAAAGAUGAACCUAGUCAAACAAAAUUGGAAAACAAGGAUCCAAUUAUUAAUCAUCAAGAUAUUCCAUCUACAAGCAAAUCUUCUUCAUUUCUAGGAAAUGAAAAUAAUGUAUCUAAUAAAAAAAAUAAUAUUGUGGAUCAACAAAAUAUCAAUGAGUCAAUAUAUUUCGCAUCAGAAUCUAUGAAAACACAAGAAUUUAACAUGUUUAGUAAUGUUUCAUCCUCAAUUGAAUCCGACAAUUCAAAUGGCUCUUUUUCUGAAAAUUCUGUUAAUUUUUCACCCGAGGAAAGCUUAUCUGAAGAUGAUAAUAUAAUAUUACAAGAGAAUCAAAACAAACAAAAAGUCAAUCAAAGUUUUAAAAAAGAGUCAGAUAUUCCAAUAGUUGCUAAAAAUGAAUUUAAAGAAAUGAAUUCAACAAAAAAAGUUGUCGACAAUCAAAACAAACAAAAAGUCAAUCAAAGUUCUAAAAAAGAGUCCGAUGUUCCAAUAGUUGCUAAAAAUGAAUUCAAAGGAAUAAAUUCAACAAAAAAUGUAAUUAGAGAAAAAUUUAAUUCUCCAACAAAAUUAAAUAAAAUAUCUACAAAACGGCCCGAACCUGACAAUCCAACAAGUUCUAUGAAUGAACAAUAUUAUCAGUCCAUACAAGAUACAUUAGUUAAGCGUCAAAAUGAUUUGGCUAGUUUACAAAGAACAUCUGAUCGAAUGGCUUCUUCUGUAACACAAAAAAUUACAUCAGAAAUAAAGGGUCUCUUGAAGUUGUUUGGUAUACCAUAUAUAACAGCACCAAUGGAAGCAGAAGCACAAUGUGUUUUUUUAGAAAAAAUGGGACGAACAGAAGGUACUGUGACAGAUGAUAGUGAUGUAUGGUUGUUUGGUGCUAAUGUUGUUUAUAAAGAUUUUUUUGACAGCCAAAAAUAUGUUAAACAAUUCAAAAGUAUCGAUAUUAAACAACAAUUUGCUUUGUCUCGAAAUAGUUUUAUUCAAUUAGCAUUUCUUGUGGGAAGUGAUUACACAAAUGGUAUUGAUGGGAUUGGUCCUGUAUCUGCUAUUGAAAUUUUAUCUUUUUUUGAAACCGAGACUAAAAAUAUGGGCCUUGAAGAAAAAUUACUUAAAAUUAAGGAGAUUGCCAACUCAAAAGCUGAAGUAUACUGUGAUAUACCAUUUAUAAAAAAAUUAAAAUCAACUAAAAUUGGAAAUGAUUUUCCUAAUAAAGCUGUUAUUAAUGCAUAUCUCCACCCAAUUGUAAAUGAUUCAAAUCAAAGCUUUAGUUGGGGUACACCCCAAAUUGACUCAAUUGUUGAAUUUGCUCAAACUAAUUUUGAUUGGGAUGUUUCUAAAACGAAAAGCAAAUUAGCUCCAGUGUUAAAAAAAGUUUCUGAACGGACAACUCAAACAACAUUAGAUUCAUUUGUCAAAACUCUUCCCCAAUUGAGCAGUACAAAUACUGCUAUGAGUAAACGUGUCAGUCAAGCUGUGAAAAGGUUACGAAAUGAUACCAGUUCUGUUGAAUCUAAUAAGAAAUCUGGUAGUUCUAAAAUAUCAUUUACUGACUCAAAUGAUAUUACAGAUAAAAAACGUAGGAGAAAUCUAAAAUAAGUGUUUAUUUAAUUGUCAUAGGAAAUGAAACUGUGCCAAAAU
Messenger RNA from Myzus persicae (green peach aphid), 3149 nucleotides. It is a transcript of the gene mus201, whose product is annotated as DNA repair protein complementing XP-G cells homolog. Gene Ontology annotation, biological process: nucleotide-excision repair. Gene Ontology annotation, molecular function: DNA endonuclease activity; single-stranded DNA binding. The transcript has 17 exons. The record is from RefSeq and is a predicted model, not a curated record. Gene Ontology annotation, cellular component: nucleus. Lineage: Eukaryota; Metazoa; Arthropoda; Insecta; Hemiptera; Aphididae. Bases 147 to 3107 code for a protein of 986 amino acids.